Molecule: messenger RNA, 1090 nt
Organism: Nymphaea colorata (pocket water lily)
Lineage: Eukaryota; Viridiplantae; Streptophyta; Magnoliopsida; Nymphaeales; Nymphaeaceae
Product: F-box protein At1g55000
Exons: 2
Coding region: 34-837 (267 amino acids)
Molecular function (GO): protein binding
Source: RefSeq, a predicted model, not a curated record
CUCCUCGAUCACCACUUCUUCUGGUUCACCUCCAUGGGACGCUCUGGCGAACGGGAGGAAGAAGGAGUCGAGGAUGAGCUUCACGAUCGCCUCGUCUCCAACGGGCCAGAGGCUGGAGGUUCGGAAACCGGCGAGCUCCGCCCUGUCGUCUGCCCGAUCCACUCCAAUUUCGCCGCACUGAGCUCCGGUGACGUCCUCCGUUGUAUCCUUGAGCGCCUUCCCCUCGCUGACCUUGCGCGAGCCGCCUGUGUCUGCCGGAUUUGGCGUGUUGUAGCCUCCGAUCAAGAAAUUGUAAGCCGGUCUUUCCGAUCACCCUGGAAGCUGAAGGAGAUUGUCGGGAGCCCGUCCUCUACCGCCUUCUGGCGGGACAAUCGGCUAGACCGAUUCGCGAUCUCGCACCGCAUCCAGCGCGGGGACACAGUCGCCAGCCUCGCCGUGAAGUAUGGGGUUCAGGUGAUGGAAAUCAAACGUCUGAACAAUAUGAUAAGUGACCAUGGCAUAUACUCGAGGGAAAGGCUUCUGAUCCCUAUAGGUGAUUCAGAAGUACUUCGUGAUGAGACCUGCUAUAUAGAGUUGGAUAACAGUGCCAAAAGGGAGGUUGCAGUUUUAUACCUGGAAGAUGUUCCAGAAAAAAAAGGCAACAAUAUGGCUCCUAGAAGCUUGACAGAUAGUGGAAAGAAAAAGAUAGUUGACUCGAUGAAGAGAAGUCUACAAGCAGAUGAUGGAACCGUUAAGUACUACUUAUCUAUUUCUAAUGGUGAUCCCAGGGCUGCAUUUUCACUAUAUUCAGAGGAUCUUACAUGGGAGGGUCAGUUUCCUGGAGAAGGGUUUCCUUAGUCAGAGACAGGAUUUGGUGGUUGUGCAUACAGCCAGUUUCGGUGUCAGGUGACUUGAACUUUGUCUUUCAAAUGCCCACAUGGUCUUGCCUCUGCAAGUUUGCUAGUUUCACCUGACAAUAGUCCUUGUGGAAGAUAUGUACAAAAUCCAUGUGUCCACGUGAAACUUUUUUUUCGUGGUGUAAUUGUUCCUACAACAAGAACCUGAUGGUUUUCUGUUCAUGGAAAAAGAAAAGAACUUUAUGCUUUUUCUC